AUGAGUCCAGUAGGAACACUGGCAGAGCUAAUGGAACGAAUAGAGCAGCAUGCCAGGAACGAGAAUGACAUACUCCAGGAAGACAGCAAGGUGGUUGCCGAGCAAGCCAAGGGACCUGCGAAGAAUGUAGAUAAACUAGAGCCCAAUACCUACUGGGAGCGAAAAGAAUAUGGGCAAGCUAAGAAAGAGCCGUACAGGGAGAAACGAGCUCCUGAUCCCAAGGUUCUGGUGGAUUCAGGAAGUUGCAUUGAGGUGCUAUAUUACGAUGCUUUCAAGAAGCUGGGACUGACCCAGGCGGAUCUAGUACAAUCAAUGACUCCUUUGGUCGAGUUUGAUGCAGGAGCAGUUUGGCCAUUAGGCAAAGUAAUGUUGUCUGUUUGGGCAGGAACAGUGAUAUUGCGAACUGACUUCCUAGUAGUGGAUGUACCAUCUUCUUAUAACGCGAUUAUAGGAAAAAUGUGGUUGCACAAGAUGAGGGCGAUUUCUUCCACUUACCAUCAGAUGGCACCCAAAGCAAAGUUGGUCCAAGCUAUUGAAAAUCCAAAUCAGCCGACCAUCGAAGAUGUUGGGGCAAAUCCCGCCGAGAAAAUGGUGGAAGGAUUGAAAAAGGUCCAGAUCAAUGAAACUAAUCCAGAAAGGUAUUUUCUGGUUGGGGAAAACCUGUGCAAAGAAGAAGAAAAAGAGUUGGUGGGAUUCCUCAAGGAACAUGUUGACGUGUUUGCCUGGGUACCCGAAGAGAUGCCUGCGGUGGAUGCAAACGUGAUUUGCCACCACUUGAAUGUAGAUCCACAACACAAGCCCAUGAUGCAGAAAAAGAGACGAUUAGCCGUACAACACAUGGACACUAUUAUCGAGGAGGUUGACCGAUUACUGGAAGCAAAGGCCAUACGAGAAGUUUACUACCCAUAG
This is a messenger RNA of Rhododendron vialii, 909 nucleotides long. RefSeq lists its product as uncharacterized. The coding region runs from base 1 to 909 and encodes 302 amino acids. The record is from RefSeq and is a predicted model, not a curated record. The transcript is spliced from 3 exons. NCBI's taxonomy places the organism in Eukaryota, Viridiplantae, Streptophyta, Magnoliopsida, Ericales, Ericaceae.